GUCUGCCCCAAACACCAUUAGAAAAUGGGAGGCAAUGCGAGGCAACGGUAAAAGGAAGGGGAGACAGAGAGAGAGAUGGAGAUCGUAUGGCAAACCCCAGCAAACCCUCCGGAGCGCCACGAUUACAUAUUCCGCAACGGGAAGCGUCACGUCAGGCCUUAUUACUUCGAGUUCAUCUCUCAUGUUAAGAAUCGAUGGGCUGGGAAAACGAUUGUGGAUCUGUUCGCCGAAGAGUUCAAAGGAAGGCCCUACGAUUAUUACGUUAGUGCUGUAAAGUCUGGGAGGAUCCAAGUUGAUGGACAAAUUGUUUCAGUUUCAUAUAUAGUUCAACCAUCCCAAAAGAUAAGCCACUUCUUACACAGGCAUGAACCACCAGUGUUGGCCUUGGAUGUAUCAAUUCUGCAGAGAGAACCUGAUGUUCUGACAGUCUGUAAGCCUGCAUCUGUUCCGGUACAUCCAUGUGGUCAGUAUUGUAAGAACACAGUUGUUGGCAUCCUUCAGGCGGAACAUGGCUUGUUUCCUCUAUUUCCUGUACAUCGACUAGAUCGCCUGGUCUCUGGACUUCUUAUCUUAGCAAGAACUGCAGCUAAAGCAGACGUAUUUAGGCAACAGAUUGAAUCUGGGAAGGUGCAUAAACAGUAUAUUGCAAAGGUUAUUGGGGAAUUUCCCGAGGAAGAGCAAAUUGUCAACGUCAAUGUCAAUUACAAUGCCAGAGAAGGGAAGAGUUCAGUUGAGGAGGGAAACAGUUUUGGUGGGACAGCCUUGAAGGGAAAGGUUGCAUGCACAAAGUUUACAAGGAUUGGUACCGAUGGAACUCAUAGUAUUGUAUUAUGUGAACCAAUCACUGGCCGGACUCAUCAGAUCCGUGUUCACUUGCAAUAUACGGGCCACCCCAUAGCCAAUGAUGUGCUGUACCUAUCUGAAACUGUUGCGGAUCGUUCUAUUGAAGGAACAACAGCUGACAGAGCAGCGGUAGUUAAUUCAGACCAUUCUCCGGCAUCUGUUUUUUCUUGUAAUGCUGAUUUGGAGGAAUAUGAAGAGAAUUCCUGUGAGGGUUUCAGCAUUGAUCCUAUGUGUACUAAUUGUCCAAAUUUGACUCCUAAAGGAUAUGGCGGACAUGAAGAGGGUUUGUGGCUUCAUUGUGUGAAGUACUCAGGUCCUGGGUGGAUUUAUGAAUGCCCAUAUCCAAGUUGGGCAUCUCUUAGUUAAUCUCUCUCUCACACAAUUUUAUGAUUAGGUUGGGUGCGAGCAUGAAGGUAUGUCUUUCAAGCAAAAAUCAUUACAGAAAAGAUGUCAAGAAUAAUGUAUCAGUUUUUAAGCAUAAAUCUACCCUAGGUGUCAAAGUUGCAGAAAUUUCUUCAGCACAGUGGCACUAAUGAGGUGAAAGCAUAUUUUUGGAACAAUAUGGUCGGGCAAACAAGCGGUACUUCUCACUUAUGCUUUUCAUAUUCAAGUUGCAUUAGAUUAGAGAUUCCAAAGACAUAUUUAUUAUAAUACUAAUGUGAUUAAAGUAAACUAGUAUUGCCCUUCAAUGGACCAGUGACUCUGCUGGCUUCACAGGGCUGAAGUAGCAAACUUGAUCUUCAAGGUUACAAUAUACUUACAUCCAUGGAUGUUACUUUCA
Molecule: messenger RNA, 1624 nt
Organism: Macadamia integrifolia
Lineage: Eukaryota; Viridiplantae; Streptophyta; Magnoliopsida; Proteales; Proteaceae
Product: RNA pseudouridine synthase 7-like
Exons: 12
Coding region: 76-1209 (377 amino acids)
Biological process (GO): pseudouridine synthesis
Molecular function (GO): RNA binding; pseudouridine synthase activity
Source: RefSeq, a predicted model, not a curated record